This is a messenger RNA of Chaetomium fimeti, 2249 nucleotides long. Its product is annotated as major facilitator superfamily domain-containing protein. The record is from RefSeq and is a predicted model, not a curated record. Gene Ontology annotation, cellular component: plasma membrane. Gene Ontology annotation, biological process: transmembrane transport. The transcript is spliced from 2 exons. Gene Ontology annotation, molecular function: transmembrane transporter activity. NCBI's taxonomy places the organism in Eukaryota, Fungi, Ascomycota, Sordariomycetes, Sordariales, Chaetomiaceae. The coding region runs from base 229 to 2184 and encodes 651 amino acids.
AUUUGAGAAGUGCCGGCAUUGGGGAAAAAAGUCCAUUUUGACUUUUCCUGCCAUCACAAUGGCCAUCAAUGAACCAAUAUAAAUCGUUGGACUUGGUUUAAUAAGUUUGAUCUCAGUUUGCAUCCGUUUUUGGAUGUUUUGCAGAUUAUCACUGCACCUUUUAUAAUAGCUCCACAGCCGUGAGACAAGCCACCGCGCCGGACCAAGAGACCAAGGCCGCAUUUCAUCAUGACCGGCGCCGCCUCUCCGCCCGCCCUCGGGCCGGAGGAAAAAGAAAAGGACUCCUCCGUGCCAAGCACCGACGACACGGCGUCCUCCAUUCACAACAACACCAACCCCGACCCAUCACCACCAUCAUCACCAUCACAACCCAAACCCGAUGGCCCCCAACCCACCACCACCGCCCCCUCCUCCCAGGGAGGGAACGGCGACGAAAAGGCAGAGGACCCAACCACCACCGACUCCCCCACACCCCCCGCCCCGGAGGAAACCCGCACCCAGCUCCAAACAACCAUGAUCAUCCUGGCCCUCGCCUCCGCCCUCUUCCUCGCCGCCCUCGACGUCACCAUCGUCACCGUCGCGGUCCCCACCAUCGCCCAGGAGUUCCAGAGCACCGCCGGCUACACCUGGAUCGGCUCCGCCUACAUGCUGGCCACCGCCGCCGCCGCGCCCAUGUGGGGCAAGAUCUCGGAUAUCUGGGGCCGCAAGCCGAUUAUGCUGAUUGCGGUCGCGGUGUUUUGGGUCGGGUCGCUGUUGAGUGCGGUGAGCGUGAAUAUGGGGAUGCUGAUUGUGGCGAGGGCGGUGCAGGGUGUGGGUGGUGGGGGGAUUGUGAUUUUGGUGAAUGUGUGUAUUAGUGAUUUGUUUUCGAUGCGGAAGAGGGGGGUUUACUUCGGUGUCAUGGGCAUGGUGUGGGCGGUGGCUUCGGCCGUGGGACCGGUCCUCGGCGGGGUGUUCACCAGCGAGGUGACGUGGCGUUGGUGUUUCUACAUCAACCUGCCUAUUUCUGGCGUCGGCAUGGCCAUACUGGCGUUCGUGCUUAAGCUGCACAACCCGCGCACGCCCAUGCGGGAGGGCCUGGCGGCCGUCGACUGGCUCGGGUCGGUGACUGUCGUUGGUGCCACCCUGAUGGUCUUGCUCGGGCUCGAGCUCGGCGGUGUGACCUACCCCUGGAGCUCGCCGACCGUCGUGUGCUUGAUCGUCUUCGGUUUCGUCACCGCGGGCCUGUUCAUCCUCGUCGAGUGGAAGUUCGCCGAGUUCCCGCUGGUGCCCAUGUACCUCUUCAGCAACCUGACCAGCGCCGCGUCUCUCGGAGUCGGAGCGCUGCAGGGCUUCGUCUUCCUAUCGGGCAGCUACUACUUGCCGCUCUACCUCCAGGCCGUCCUCGGGGCGUCACCGCUGAUGUCGGGAGUGUACAUCCUCCCGUGGGUCAUGUCCCUCUCCCUCGUCUCGGCUGGUACGGGCAUCGUGAUCAAGAAGACGGGCAAGUACCUGCCCUGUAUCAUCUUCGGCAUGGCCGUCAUGACGCUCGGCUUCGGUCUCUUCAUCGACCUCGAGCCGCGCGCGAACUGGGCCAAGAUCAUCAUCUACCAGCUUGUUGCUGGCAUCGGAGUUGGCCCGAACUUCCAGGCUCCUCUCAUCGCCCUUCAGACGACCGUCCAGGCUCGCGACAUGGCCUCCGCCACGGGAACAUUUGCCUUUGUUCGGCAGCUGUUCGCCUCUAUUUCCAUCGUCAUUGGCGGCGUCGUGUUCCAGAACGGCAUGGAGAAGCAGUAUCCUCGGCUGCGGGAGCAGCUUGGGCCAGAGGCUGCGAACUUAUUCUCCGGCAGCAACGCCGCGUCUAGCGUCGGCCUCGUCAAAGACCUCCCCGAGAACCAGCAGCAGAUUGCCAGAGAGGCCUAUUUCGAGAGCUUGCGGACCAUGUACAUCAUGUACGUUGCGUUUGCUGGGUUGGGCUUGUUGGUCUCCUUCCUUGUGGGCUCGCGGCAGCUCAGCAAGGAUCAUACCGAAACCAAGACGGGUUUGGACAACCUCAAGCAGUCAAACCAGGACCGCCUAGACAAGGUGGCAAACGGCAAGGUGAAGGAUGAAGAGAAGGGAGAGUCUGCCGAUGUCUCUGGAAGUUCUGAGGGGGAAAAGAAGGAGGGACCGCGCAAUGGUGCGGAGGGUGAAGCUGUCACGAGGUAGUACCCGAGAUACUUUGUCAAUCUCCAGCGCCAUGAGCUGUUUCCGUCCAGACCAUUCUCCGUCCC